AUGGGUCGGGGAGCGGUGCCGGGAACGGUGCCGGGAGCGGAGCCGGGAGCAAGAUCUGGAUGGGGGCCGGGAGCGGAGCCGGGAGCAGAAGCAGCAUUGGGAUGGGUYGGGGAGCGGUGCCGGGAGCGGGAGCAGGGUCGGGAUGGGGGUCGGGACCGGUACCAGGAGCGGGGCGCCAGCUCCCUCUCGCGCUGCCUACUGGCACUCACUGCCUUAGGAAGUAUCUGCACUAUCCUAAUCAUCAAAGAAGGAAGAGAGRUGCUUUUGAAGGCCUCCAGAAAGGAGUCAGUUCCUGUGACAGCGCUAACUUUCACUUCUGCAAUGAAUCAAAAUAUAUCCAAGAUUACAUGUGUGUUUAUCAGCCAGAAGAAUGAAGGUUCAAGAACACCAAAGACAUCAGUAUCUCCRAAGAUUUCUAAUACUUUGGAAGAUCUUGGUUGUUAUUUGAGUUCUCAAGGAACAGAGAACAUCUAUGAACCAAUUAAAAAUGUGGAAAUCAAUGUGUUUGAAUAUAUUGAAUUGAGAGUGAUAUUGAAAAUUUCAAGGAUUAUUUCAUGCUUUUGGUUGUUCAAAGAGAAACAAACUUGUAAACCCUCACUGGACUCAGAGAACGGGUAUGUUACAUCUUUGGAUUUUUCCCAAAACAGAGAAACAUGGGCUGGAAACCACACUCUCUGAGUCAUAGGCGAAAACAUUAAUUACACAAUAAUAUUUACUGUUCUUGCCCGAAAGAAACCAGGGAAACCCUAUUUCAGGAAAAGUGAAAAUCGAGAUAUUAUCAGUAUGAGCUACCCCCAACCAUCUUUGGAGUAGAUAUUUUGCAAAACACCUGAAGCGAGUUGCCCUAACAAAAUGAGCGGAGGAACUGGGAAAAYACAUGGCAUACAGGAGGUACAACAUGGAUUACAGGAAAAUAAAUUAUUUCAUGCAUACAUAUGGUGUUGUGCGACUAAUGAGCUGGGCAGAGAAUGCACCAGCCUAUUUACAAUAGAUUUAAGUGAAAGACAUGCAGCACUUUUAUCUUUACUUCUUAAAGCUGGAGAACCAUUGCUCAUCAGAUGCAGAGCAGCUUAUCGUAAUUAUAGCUUCAGAAUUAAUUUUUCUUUUGAAAACAAAGAACUACAGCAGAUAAGAAGGGAUCAGUAUUUUGAAGGGUUAGACUAUCAAAUAGAUUACUCAGCCAUUUGGAUCCAGAAUGUAUUUGCUUCAGGAGCAGGAAGAAACGACAGUGAACAUUACACCUGUUCUUCUACAGCACAUCCAAGUCCAACUGCUCUGAUUACAGUUUUAAAAAAGGGGUUUAUAAACAUAAGUGACUCUAGAGAGGAGUUUGAAAUUGGUGAAGAAGAGUUUUGCUUCGAGGUUCACCCUACAGUAUAUCCAGCCAUUAGAUAUAUGUGGCUAUUUUCCCCAAAAACCUUUCCAUGUGAACAAAUUUCAGAAUACUUGAUUUUAUCAACUGGCUUGUCAAGUCAUCCUUACAACAGACUGGCCUUUUCAUCUGGAUCAGGUGGAGUGUUGGGAAAAUGUCCUUCCUUUUGUCCUUCCUUCUCUUUACACCACAAUAUUUCUUCCAAGUUCUGCAACCAUCAGCAUCAGCCUGGGGUAUAGGUGUUUUAUGCAGAAAAUGAUGAUACAGUCAUGAUGAAAAAAUCACUUUUUCAUAUCAGAAGGAAACCUAAAGUCACCAUGCAGUUAGCAUACAAGCAGAUCUCCUGCAUUUCUGACACUUACCCUGCCCCAUCCUGGAUUUGGAGGAACUGUCCUGAACUUAAUUMAUUUAACUGUACAGAAAAAAUCACUGAAGAGGCUCAGAACUUCUUGCCAGAGAUGAGAUCCUUGGGGUCAUGGAUUUCAAGCAGUACUUAAGAUAAAAAGGAGACAGCAACAACCUUCACUGUUGAGUGCUGCGCAAACAAUUCUGCUGGUUCAACCUGUGAAAAGAGUUUCAUUAGCCUGUCAGCUACGUCCAGAUCCCACCUACAGAAAUAUUUAUAUCAUCAUAUUUCAUCUGAAAAAAACUCCAGAAAGGGAAUCCCACUAGAAUAUAGUGUGAAUAUGACUCUGUGUAGAGAGGAUGACUUUGGAAACACAGAACCAAGUCAAAACAUAAAUGUGGCUUCUGGAUCAAAUGGGGUUGUGCUGUAUUUGGGGGAAGAUGAAAUUAAACACGCAGACAGACAAAUGGAUGACAAAGAGGAUUUUAAUGUGCUCACUUUUGAAGACCUUCUUUGCUCCUCAUAUCAAGUUGCCAAAGGAAUGGUCUUUCUUGAGUCCAAAUUGAUAUGGUUAAGGGUUCACUUACCUGUUAAAUGGAUGGCUCCUGAAACCCUAUUUGAAAUGACCUUCAUAAUGAAGAGUGAUGUCUGCUCGUAUGGAAUAUUGCUAUGGGAAAUAUUCUCUCUGAAUAUGUUCUUAUUUUUGGUAGGUGUAAAUCCCUAUCCUGGCAUUCAAUGAUACCAAUCCAGGAUGCCAAUGAUCCAAAGAUUCUACAAAUUAAUUUGAAGUGGAUUUAAAAUGAACCGACCAUAUUAUGCUACCAAAGAUGCUUAUGAAAAUAUGAAGAAAAGUGGUUCUACACAGAGUUCCAGUUAUAAAAAUAAACUGCAUGUAAGCAAGGAUGAAGAAUCUCCCCAAUGUACAGCUCUGCCCUCAAAUGAAGACUCCCAUAAUGCACAAUAA
Nothoprocta perdicaria is the source of this 2682-nucleotide messenger RNA. It is a transcript of the gene FLT3, whose product is annotated as fms related tyrosine kinase 3. The record is from RefSeq and is a predicted model, not a curated record. Gene Ontology annotation, biological process: cytokine-mediated signaling pathway; protein phosphorylation; multicellular organism development. NCBI's taxonomy places the organism in Eukaryota, Metazoa, Chordata, Aves, Tinamiformes, Tinamidae. Gene Ontology annotation, cellular component: signaling receptor complex. Gene Ontology annotation, molecular function: transmembrane receptor protein tyrosine kinase activity.